Molecule: messenger RNA, 606 nt
Organism: Galendromus occidentalis (western predatory mite)
Lineage: Eukaryota; Metazoa; Arthropoda; Arachnida; Mesostigmata; Phytoseiidae
Gene: PDCD-5
Product: programmed cell death 5
Exons: 3
Coding region: 152-550 (132 amino acids)
Cellular component (GO): cytosol
Molecular function (GO): DNA binding
Source: RefSeq, a predicted model, not a curated record
CUUUCUCGCAGGAGGAGAGUGACACCGCAGGAAGCGGCACUUCUUAUAUAUGGACUGGGAGUAGAAGCAUUCUACGCAGCGCUUUCCGGGGAACUUGUGCCGUUGUAUCCCGUAUCUUAAGUCAGUUAUCCGUCCAGGACGUCACCUGGAGAUGGAAGACGCGGAACUCGCUCGUAUUCGAGCCGAAAGGAUGGCUCAGCUCCAAACAGCAAACGCACGAGACGGCGGGGAAGACACCUCCAGAGAGGAGCAGGCAGAGGAAUAUCGGAACAGAGCGGAGCAAAUGAAAAAUCAAGCUCUACAACAGAUAUUGACUCAGGAAGCACGAGCCCGUCUUGCCAUGAUUGAAAUGACGAAGCCCGAGUUGGCCGAGCUCGCGAUCCAGUCCGUUCUACGAAUGACAGGCGGUGGCCGGAGUGCGGUCAAAAUUUCUGAUGAGGAUUUGCGCGGAAUUCUGGAACGGCUCUCUUCAAGCACGCAAAAGAAAGAAACGAAAGUAACUUUCAACAGACGGAGGGCUGGUUUGGACUCGGACGACGAAGAUUGGUGAUAUCAUCUGUAUAAUAAUAUUGAUAUUGAUACGCAAUAAUAAAUGGAGCUGUCUCC